CCUUUCAUAUUAGGGUUUAGCUUCUCUAUCAUUCUUUCGCCAUUGGAAGGAAUCUUCACAGCAAUAGCCAUGGUGAAGGGGCGUCAAGGAGAAACUAUCAGGCUUUAUGUGCGAGGCACGAUUUUAGGAUACAAAAGAUCGAAGUCAAAUCAGUAUCCGAGCACUUCAUUGUUACAGAUCGAGGGAGUUAACACGAAAGAGGAAGUGACAUGGUACCAAGGGAAACGCAUUGCCUAUAUAUACAAGGCCAAGGUGAAGAAGAACGGAUCACACUACCGUUGCAUUUGCAUUUGGGGGAAGGUCUCACGUCCUCAUGGUAACAGUGGAGUUGUUCGAGCUAAGUUCAAGUCUAACCUUCCUCCCAAAUCUAUGGGGGAUAGAGUGAGGGUUUUCAUGUACCCAAGCAAUAUCUGAGGGGGUAAGAUGGAAACCAGCAGCAGCAUCAAGACAUUUAAUUUGGUCUGUCAUUUUCUUUGUUUUGUUUGUUCAUGGAUCAUUUGAAGUUGUGUGGUCCAUGUCAGAUUUUUGUAUUGGCACUUCUUGUUUGGGGUAUGAAAACUCGAUAAUGUUAGUGAUGGAGGAGUUUGGCAUUCUAGUGA
Molecule: messenger RNA, 599 nt
Organism: Impatiens glandulifera
Lineage: Eukaryota; Viridiplantae; Streptophyta; Magnoliopsida; Ericales; Balsaminaceae
Product: 60S ribosomal protein L35a-3-like
Exons: 5
Coding region: 70-414 (114 amino acids)
Biological process (GO): ribosomal large subunit biogenesis; cytoplasmic translation
Cellular component (GO): ribosome; cytosolic large ribosomal subunit
Molecular function (GO): structural constituent of ribosome
Source: RefSeq, a predicted model, not a curated record